AUGUUAACACUUCCAUUUGAUGAAUCUGUUGUGAUGACGGAGUCGCAGCUUUGUAGAAAGUAUGUGCGGGAAAACGAGGAGCAAAAACCUGCAAAGAAAGUAGAAAGCUGUACUCAACAGAUAGUGUCCCAUGGGAAAAAUAUCAAAAGAACACCUGAAGAGGAAACAGAACAAGAAGAAGAGGAGGAGGAGAAGGAAGAAGAUGAUGAAAAUGGUUUGCCAAGGAGGAGGGGGCCAAGGAAAAAAAAGAUGACCAAGAUCCGGUUUGAAAGGAUUAAAUUACGACGAAUGGAAGCCAAUGCAAGAGAAAGGGGGAGAAUGCAUGGCUUAAAUGAUGCCCUGGACAGUUUAAGGAAAGUUGUGCCCUGCUAUUCUAAGACACAAAAACUGUCUAAAAUAGAAACUUUGAGGCUGGCCAAAAACUAUAUCUGGGCUCUCGCAGAGAUCCUGCGUAUUGGGAAGAGACCAGAUUUGCUCACCUUUGUACAAAACCUAUGCAAAGGUUUGUCUCAGCCAACCACAAACUUGGUGGCUGGGUGCCUGCAGCUCAAUGCCAGGAGUUUUCUCAUGGGUCAGAGUGGCGAGGCAGUCCAUCAUGCAAGAUCCCCAUAUACUUCUAUAUACCCUCCAUAUCACAGCCCUGAGCUUAGCACCCCACCAGGUCAUGGGAGCCUUGACAAUUCCAAGCCAGGAAAGCCGUAUAAUUACUGUAGUACUUAUGAAUCUUUUUAUGAAAGCACGUCUCCUGAGUGCACAAGCCCUCAGUUUGAAGGUCCCUUAAGCCCUCCCUCCAUGAACUAUAAUGGGAUAUUUUCCCUCAAGCAAGAAGAGGCUUUGGACUAUGGAAAAAAUUACAAUUAUGGCAUGCAUUACUGUGCAGUGCCAGGCAGGGCUCCCCUCGGGCAGAGCUCUAUGUUCAGGUUGCCUACAGACAGCCACUUCCCUUAUGACUUCCAUCUGCGCAGCCAGUCUCUCGCCAUGCAAGAUGAAUUAAAUGCAGUUUUUCAUAAUUAA
Messenger RNA from Bufo bufo (common toad), 1014 nucleotides. RefSeq names its product neuronal differentiation 6 (gene NEUROD6). Gene Ontology annotation, biological process: nervous system development; regulation of DNA-templated transcription. Gene Ontology annotation, molecular function: protein dimerization activity. The transcript has a single exon. The record is from RefSeq and is a predicted model, not a curated record. The coding region runs from base 1 to 1014 and encodes 337 amino acids. Lineage: Eukaryota; Metazoa; Chordata; Amphibia; Anura; Bufonidae.